CGGCCCGACCCGACCCCUCGGAGCGCUCGCUGGCUGUGUUCUUUAGCUGUAUUUUGGAUGGGAUUUUCUUUUACUUCAUUGCCAUCUAUAGAAAUUGAUGAAUAUUUUAGCUCUAAGGCUCCAUAUGUCACCAGAUGUCCUUCUUCCUGACUGAGAUGUUUCUGUGGUCUUUGAAGACCAACUUACAUAUUAGAGAUGAAGACAUUGGGAUCCACCAAUACUCUGACAAGAAAGAAACAGCAUCACAGAUGAAGCACAGUUACUUAGAAGAGAAGCAAAAGCUAGGAGACUCCCGAGAUUAUCCUUGGAUCCUGAAAACCAAGAGACCAGACAGACUGCGAGAUGCACUCAAGGAGAUGGAGGACUUAAUGCAAAACACUCCAUGUGUGCUGAGCAAAUGGAAGAACAAACAUACCUGUCAGCUCCUCUUUCACUCAGGUGUCUUGGUGUCCCUAAGCCUUUCUGGGCCACAGCUGGAGAAAGUGGUGAUUGACAGGACCCUGGUGGGGAAGCUCAUCUCCGACACCAUCAGUGAUGCUGUUCUUUCAGACAAUUUCAUCAUUUUGUCAUUUGAGGACCAUAACCAACUCUGCUUUAUUCAGUUUACAAAGAAGAUGGAUUCUCCCGAUGUAAACAAAAGACUGGAAAAACUCUCCUGUUUGGACCUUAAGAUUUCUUAUAUUGAUAUACUUGGACCAGAAGGUAGAAGGAUGAAACGUCACCUGGCAAUAAACUGUAUGCAAGAUAUGGUCAUUUGCUGGUGGUCAGCAACUAGUGAUGGAGCAUGGCCUUGGUCUCCUAUUUCCUGUGAGAGGGACAGAGCCAACCUAUUGCUAUUAGGCUGUGCACAUGGCAAAUUGGAGGUUCUGAGUUUUGUGCGUACAGAAUGGGAUCCCCUCCAUGCCAGCUUCAGCACUCACCAGCCCUACCAGGUGCACACAGUGGAGCACUCGGUGUCGGCCACCAAGGAGCCCAUGGCCGACAGCUGCGUCUACAAGUGCCUCAGGAACAAAAUCCAGUGUGCAGCCAUCACCAGGAUACCGCUGCGAUCCAGGGCCAUCAGCUGCUGCAGGGAUGUUACAGAAGACAAACUAGUCCUGGGCUGUGAAGACUCCUCAAUAAUUCUGUAUGAAGCCUACAACCAAGUAACUCUGUUAGCCCAGGCAGAACUGCUGCCUGCUGUGGUGACCUACCACCCUGCCGGGGCCGUAUUCGUGGUCGGCAGCUCUCAAGGGGAGCUGCAGCUUUUUGACACAGCACUGUCCCCAGUUAAAAUUCAGCUCCUGGCACAAGACUAUUCACCUGAGGCGACUUUGCAAUGUAGUAAACACUUUGAGGUGCCUAGCAGCCUCAUCCAGAUCCAGUGGGCUGCACCUCCAGUUCCGUGUGUCAGCCCUGACAGCAUUGAUAUUCAUGAUCUUUUGUUGGUUAGAUUUGACAAAGGACCCUUGGGAGUACUUCACUUUAAACCUGGUGUGAUCACAAGAGGACAACUGGGCCUUGUGGAAAUCAUCCACCAGUACAUUCAUUAUGAUGAGAUACAUGAGGCAAUUAAUGUCCUGAACACCAUGAACUGGAACACAAUGGGUCAUCAGUGCUAUAUCUGCUUGAGUGCCAUUUGCAAUCACCUUCUUAAACAAAAGCUUACACCAGACAGGGAAGCACAGCUUGAGGCAAGCCUUGGAACCUUUUAUGCACCAACAAGACCCCUCUUGGAUACCACUGUGCUGGAAUACAGGGACCCAAUCAGCAGAUAUGCAAGAAGGUUCUUCCACCACCUGCUCAGGUAUCAAAGGUUUGAAAAAGCGUUUCUGCUUGCUGUCGACAUAGGGGCUCGGGACCUGUUUAUGGACAUCCAUUACCUUGCUCUAGAUAAGGGUGAAUUGGCACUAGCUGAAGUGGCAAAGAGAAAGGCUAAUGACAUUGAUGCAGAAUCAAUAACUACUGGAAUUGCAGAACUUCUGGGGCAGUCAGAUGAAGAAGACCCAUCUUGUGAAGGUUUUGGUCAAUCUUCGGAGCAGGGAGGAGGGUCCAAGCCACCUGCUCCGGGCCCUGCCAUCAGACAACCAGCGCGGAGCUGUUCCCACAGAGCCACCAGCCGCAGCCAGGCAGAGGACGCUGAGCAUGGAGCGAAUGGCCACACCACCUCCCUGAUCACGAAACCCUCUCCCAGCAGCCAGGAAGGAAAUAUGAGAACCAUUCCUUCGGAGCAGGAGACCGGAGACAGCGGGUCUCUCCAAAUCGUGCACUUUGGUCUGGUGUGACUGAGCUCCCAGAGCAAAGAAGAGGAAAUGUCACUGAGGUGGUGAAGUUCAAGGGAAGUCCUUCAUCGAACUUCCAGCCAGCCCUGGAUCUGACCACGAGCAGAUGACAAC
Molecule: messenger RNA, 2375 nt
Organism: Empidonax traillii (willow flycatcher)
Lineage: Eukaryota; Metazoa; Chordata; Aves; Passeriformes; Tyrannidae
Gene: WDPCP
Product: WD repeat containing planar cell polarity effector
Exons: 19
Coding region: 135-2264 (709 amino acids)
Biological process (GO): nervous system development; establishment of protein localization; cilium organization
Cellular component (GO): axonemal basal plate
Molecular function (GO): protein binding
Source: RefSeq, a predicted model, not a curated record